This is a messenger RNA of Uranotaenia lowii, 2607 nucleotides long. RefSeq lists its product as uncharacterized. Lineage: Eukaryota; Metazoa; Arthropoda; Insecta; Diptera; Culicidae. The record is from RefSeq and is a predicted model, not a curated record. Gene Ontology annotation, molecular function: nucleic acid binding. The transcript has a single exon. Bases 1 to 2607 code for a protein of 868 amino acids.
AUGGCGCUGAACCGACUGAAGAGCCUGGAACGACGUUUUCAACGAGAGCCGCAUAUGAAACAGAACGUGAACCAGCAGAUUGAGUACUACCUGACCAAAGGCUACUGUCAUAAGGCCACGGCAGAAGAGCUGAAGAGUACCAAUCCUUCUUCCGUGUGGUAUCUUCCUCUUAAUGUCGUGCUGAAUCCUAAGAAACCGCAUAAGGUACGUUUGGUGUGGGACGCGGCGGCCAAAUCGCAGGGUGUUUCUCUCAAUUCGUAUCUGCUCAAAGGCCCCGAUCUAUUGGCAUCACUUCCGGCGGUCAUUAGCAAGUUUCGAGAGCGACGAGUUGCAGUGGGAGGUGACAUCAAAGAGAUGUACCAUCAGCUCAGGAUUAGAGACGCAGACAAACAGGCGCAAAGGUUUCUUUUCCGGUUCCCGGAAGACGAUCAUCCUACCGUUUUCGUCAUGGACGUGGCCACCUUCGGCGCUGCCAGUUCUCCAUGCUCGGCGCAAUACGUCAAGAACCUGAAUGCCCAACAGUUUUCCACUCGUUAUCCAGCAGCAGCACAGGCCAUCGUUCACCGCCAUUAUGUCGAUGACUACUACGACAGCUUCGACACCGAAGAGGAAGCCAUCGAGCGAACCAGAGAGGUACGUUGGAUCCACUCGAAAGGUGGAUUCGAGAUCACCAAUUGGACGUCUAACUCUACAGCUGUUCUUCGAAGUUUGGGAGUGGGUGGUGGCUCCAGAGAGUCAAUCCAUUUGAACCAAGACAAGGUGACGGAUUACGAACGAGUUCUCGGCAUCAUGUGGGACACGCAGAACGACGUGUUUUCGUUUGCGGUGCCCGCAAACGCAGCGGCUACAGAGGCAGAACCACCAAAGAAAAGGGGAGUCCUGAGCACGGUCAUGUCGCUGUUCGAUCCAAUCGGCCUGUUGGCUCCAUUUACGGUGUUGGGAAAGAUGCUCAUGCAAGACCUGUGGCGAGCGGGUUGCGACUGGGACCAGCGUAUCGACGGAGAGUGCCUGGAUAAGUGGCGACAGUGGGUCGCAAUGUUUUCUCUGGUCGAGGGUGUUCGGAUUCCAAGAUGCAACUUUGGAUCGACACCUUCUGACCGAUUUGGCCAAAUACAGCUACAUAUCUUCAGUGAUGCCGGGGAGAAUGCGUACGGAAGCGUCGCGUAUCUACGGAUUUGUGUGGAAAAUACUGUAAAAUGUUCGUUGGUGAUGGCUCGAUCGAAAGUAGCACCGAUAAAACUUCUUUCCAUUCCACGGCUUGAACUGAAAGCAGCAGUCUUGGGAGCGCACCUGAGUCACACCGUUAAGAACAACCAUUCCCUUCCUAUUCAUCAAAUUUUCUACUGGAGUGAUUCUCGAACUGUUCUCUCCUGGAUUCAAAGCGACCAACGUCGUUAUCAGCCGUUCGUCGGCUUCCGUAUCGGAGAAAUUCUGAGUCUCUCCAAGCUGACAGACUGGCGCUACGUUCCAACCAAGCUAAAUGUAGCAGAUUCGCUCACCAAAUGGGGUCGUCUUCCGGAUCUUUCGAGCGAAGGUUCAUGGUUUCGUGGCCCGGAGUUCCUGUACCAGCAGCCGUCGGAAUGGCCUCAACAGAAUCUUCCCGCUGCAAAUACACGAACGGAAAUCAAGGCAAUACACCUUUUUCACGGUGUGGAGCUUCCAAGUUGCUUUAUCGACGUGACUAGAUUUUCGAAGUGGAACGUUGCAGUUCGCACCGUGGCGUGCAUUUUCCGAUUCAUCUCCAACUGCCGGCGCAGAGCAGCUGGCAAAUCCAUCGAAGCCGUCCUUUCGACUCCAAAGCUUAAAAAGCUCAUCAAGGUUGAAAUUCCCUUUGUGGUGGUUCCGUUGCGGCAAGACGAGCAUAGAUGUGCCGAAAAUACUCUCUUCAGGUUGGCUCAGAGCGAGUCGUACAGCGCCGAAAUCAAGAUAUUGAAGAAGAAUGCAGAAUUACCUUUUCAAAAUUGGUUUCCACUAGAAAAAUCCAGCCCUCUCUACAAGCUUGUGCCCCUGAUCGACGCCGAUGGUGUGUUGAGAAUGGAAGGUCGUUCUGAAAAGGCAGAGUUCCUCCCUUUCGAUCUUCGCUUUCCGAUAAUUCUACCGAGAUCUCACUACGUUACGGAUCUUUUAAUUCAACAAUACCAUGAAAGGUUUGGGCAUGGAUAUCGAGAGACGGUGAAAAACGAAAUCAAGCAACGUUUUGUGAUUAGCGGUCUUACCAAUUUGAUAAGACAAACCGAAAGGAACUGUGUGUGGUGUAAGGUUCGUAAAUGUCUGCCGAAGAAUCCUCGUAUGGCUGCACUUCCUGUACAAAGACUAACUCCAUUUAAACGUCCAUUUAACUUCGUGGGCAUUGAUUACCUGGGUCCUGUUGAAGUCGUCGUCGGCCGCCGCAGAGAAAAACGCUGGGUUGCGGUGUUCACGUGCAUGGUUGUUAGAGCGGUGCAUUUGGAAGUAGUCCACAGUCUUACCGCGCAAUCAUGCAUCAUGGCAAUCCGCCGUUUCAUCAGCCGCCGAGGUCCAGCCUCCGAAUACUUCACAGACAACGGGACGAACUUCCGAGGUGCGAGUAAGGAGAUAAUCCAACGGGUAGGGGAAAAGUUCAUAUAA